Messenger RNA from Humulus lupulus (European hop), 2697 nucleotides. RefSeq names its product pentatricopeptide repeat-containing protein At5g50390, chloroplastic. Gene Ontology annotation, molecular function: zinc ion binding; RNA binding; protein binding. The record is from RefSeq and is a predicted model, not a curated record. Gene Ontology annotation, biological process: RNA modification. Lineage: Eukaryota; Viridiplantae; Streptophyta; Magnoliopsida; Rosales; Cannabaceae. The coding region runs from base 320 to 2449 and encodes 709 amino acids. The transcript has a single exon.
AUAUUUCAUUUUGGAUGUGACAAAAUAGGAAUAAAAAAAUAAAAAGAAUUAAGAAAGUCCGUCCCAUAUAUUUGGCAGCUGAAAGAAAAUCUGAGAAAGUACAACUACUCCGACUCGGGCGGAUCCCCCAAUGCUGAUCCUUAUUCGUAUACGCCUACAAAGCUCACUUUUUUAUAUUCGAACAUGAACAGAAUUGUCCUCACCACAUCCACAUUUCCUUUCUCUCACUCAUUUCUUGCACUUUCCGAAUUUGAACCAGAUCCAUCUCUGCUUUCUCAAGGUACAUUUCCUUUCACUGAUUUGGCUUUAGUUGUUAACCAUGGAAGUUCCACUGUCGCGGUACCAGAGUUUAGCUUUGGAUCAGAUCCGCAUUAGCAGAAGCAGUAGCAGCUGCCCAUUGUCUUUAUCAAAGUCUAGUCUUUCUGGGCAUAGGUAUUUUUUUUAUGGGUACAGUUUCUCUGUCUCUAGAAGGAAAUGGAGGAAUCCAUUUGCUCAGAUUAGGUGUUCCUCGGCGAUGGAACAGGGGCUAAAGCCACGCCCGAAGCUGAAUACUGUGAAAUUCGAUAUCAGUGAUCGGAAAGAAACUGUUUUGGAGGAAACCCAGAUCAGAAAAUCGAGUACUGGGAUCUGUAAUCAGAUAGAGACGUUUGUUCUGUAUAAAAGAUACAGGGAGGCGCUUGAUUUGUUUGAAAUUUUGGAGCUUGAAGGUGGAUGUGAGGUGGUUAGUAGCACGUACGAUGCUUUGGUGAGUGCUUGCAUCGGAUUAAGGUCCAUUAGAGGUGUGAAGAGGGUGUGCAAUUUGAUGAAUAAGAAUGGGUUUGAACUGGAUCUAUAUAUGAGGAACAGGGUAUUGCUGAUGCACUUGAGAUGUGGCAUGAUGCUUGACGCUCAUAAACUGUUCGAUGAAUUGACGGAGAAGAACUCGGUUUCCUGGAACACAAUGAUAUCCGGGCUUGUUGAUUCUGGAGAGUUUAUGAAAGCGUGCAAGUUGUUUCUAAUGAUGUGGCAAGAGUUUUAUGAGGGGGGGUCUCGCCUUUUUGCCAUGAUGAUUCGGGCAUCGGCAGGGUUGGGACUCAUCUUUGCUGGAAGACAGUUUCAUUCGUGUGCUUUGAAGAUGGGUGUAGACCAAGAUAUUUUCGUGUCUUGCGCAUUGAUUGAUAUGUAUAGUAAGUGUGGAAACCUAGAGGACGCUCAAUUUGUUUUUGAUGAGUUGCCGGAGAAGACAACUGUGGGAUGGAAUACUAUUAUAGCAGGUUAUGCACUUCAUGGUUAUACUGAAGAAGCUCUGAGCUUGUAUUAUGAGAUGAGUGAAUCUGGUGUCACCAUGGACCAUUUCACAUUUUCUAUACUAGUAAGAAUAUGUACAAGAUUAGCUUCAUUAGAACAUGCUAAGCAAGCUCAUGCAGGUUUAGUUCGUCAUGGAUUCGGGUCAGAUAUAGUGGCCAACACGGCCCUUGUGGACUUCUAUAGCAAAUGGGGAAGAAUAGAAGACGCUCGCCAUGUUUUUGACAAGAUGCCCUGCAAAAAUCUCAUUUCUUGGAAUGCCUUAAUUGCUGGAUAUGGUAAUCAUGGUAGAGGUGAUAAGGCCAUCGCAUUGUUUGAGAAAAUGCUCAAAGAAGGGUUGAUGCCCAACCAUGUAACGUUUCUUGCUGUAUUAUCUGCUUGCAGCUAUUCAGGAUUAUCAGAACGUGGAUGGGAGUUUUUUGAGUCAAUGAGUAAAGAGCACAAGAUUAAACCUCGUGCAAUGCAUUAUGCAUGCAUGAUUGAAUUACUAGGACGAGAGGGGCUUUUGGAUGAAGCCUAUGCACUAUUAAGAAAGGCACCAUUUAAGCCGACGGCAAACAUGUGGGCUGCUUUGCUGACAGCUUGUCGUAUCCAUGAGGAUUUAGAGCUUGGAAAACUUGCAGCUGAAAAACUCUAUGGCAUGGAGCCUGAGAAGCUAAGUAAUUAUAUUGUACUCUUGAAUAUAUACAACAGUUCUGGCAAGUUAAGAGAAGCUGCUGGUGUUGUUCAGACUUUAAAAAGAAAGGGAUUGAGAAUGCUUCCGGCUUGCAGUUGGAUCGAAGUGAAAAAGCGGUCUCAUGUUUUCUAUUCUGGAGAUAAAACUCAUUCCGAAAUGGAAAAAAUAUACGGAAAGGUGGAAGAAUUGAUGGCAGAUAUUUCCAAACACGGUUACAUUGGUAAGGAGAAGACUCUGCUUCCUGAUGUGGAUGAACAUGAAGAGCGUAUACUGCUAUACCACAGUGAGAAACUGGCUAUAGCAUAUGGUAUGAUCAGCACUCUAGAUGGAACAUCACUACAGAUUGUGCAGAGCCAUCGAGUCUGCAGCGAUUGCCAUUCCGCCAUCAAGUUAAUGUCUUUGGUCACCGGACGAGAAAUAGUCCUGAGAGAUGGCAGCAGAUUUCACCAUUUCAAAGAUGGUAGCUGUUCUUGUGGGGACUAUUGGUGAUGGUGAUGGUGAUGGUGAUGGAGCAUACUUUAGGACUAGAAUAGCUUUGCUAAUUGAUAUCUUUGUACUAUGCCAUCUUUAUAGGCUCUGAGAGAUUAAUAAUGGAAGAAGCAUCAGUUUUGAUCAAUCUUCCAAAGCAUUAUCCAAAAAUACAAUCUAGAAUUAACAUAAUACUCGUGAUAGUUCAAUUUAUUAUAAAACAGACUCUUGUGAUAUUGGUUUUCAAUCUGACGAAUCGAGUUAUGAAA